This is a messenger RNA of Juglans regia (Persian walnut), 809 nucleotides long. Its product is annotated as ankyrin repeat-containing protein ITN1-like. Bases 63 to 686 code for a protein of 207 amino acids. NCBI's taxonomy places the organism in Eukaryota, Viridiplantae, Streptophyta, Magnoliopsida, Fagales, Juglandaceae. The transcript has 2 exons. The record is from RefSeq and is a predicted model, not a curated record. Gene Ontology annotation, molecular function: protein binding.
GGAUCUGAGAAACUCUUGCUUAUAACCUUUGUCAUCAGCAAAAUCAGUCUCUUUGAUAUAGCAUGUUGCAACUCGAGGUGAUGGAUCCAACGGAACUCUAUAACGCUGCAGCUAAAGGUGACAUGGCAGUCUUUCAACCGAAAAUAAGUACUAACGACUCCAGCCUAGAGGAGCCUUGGGAUAUCCUCAAACCGAUAACAGAUGAGAUCGACUCCAUUCUUCAUGUUGCAACAAAAUUCCAACAAGAGAAAUUUGCUGAAAUGCUCAUUGACAUGAACGAAUCACUGGUUGAUCUAAAAAAUAAGGAGGAGGAUACUCCGCUACAUAUUGCAGCAAGGGUUGGGUGUUCAGGCAUCACGAAACUCCUAAUAGAUCAUUCAACAUCUAGUAUUCUCGAGAUGGUGAACAUGUACAAGGAUACAGCAUUGCAUGAUGCUGUGAGAUAUGGUCACCAGUCGGUUGUGGAGUUACUGCUUAGCCAAAAACCAGGGCUGGCUAUGAUGAUGAAUGAAGCUGGAGAAUCCCCACUUUAUCUGGCUGUAGACAGAAAAAAUUACGAUAUUGCUGACUACAUCCUGCAAAAUGCUCCGGAAUUCCCCUAUGGAGGAAGGGACGGCAUGAAUGUGUUGCAUGUAGCCACCAUUCGCAUGGCGACAAAUGACGGUCAUCCCGAAAUUGGAGGCUAGAGGCUUUCUACCAAGUUUGCGAGGAGUAGUGGCUGGAAGAAGUAUGGAAGUGCAGACCAUUGGGACUGGAGAACCACGAACCCAGAGUAAUGAAAUAGCAAAACAUGAAGGAAACGGUUUCUC